Molecule: messenger RNA, 1629 nt
Organism: Menidia menidia (Atlantic silverside)
Lineage: Eukaryota; Metazoa; Chordata; Actinopteri; Atheriniformes; Atherinopsidae
Source: the annotation of a GenBank genome assembly
GCGGCGAGAGCAGACCUGAAAGCUCGGAACUGCAGCGAGGUGAGGGAGGCUUGCGUGGGGAAAGGCUUCAGCUUCUCACAUGUUCCCCAUCAGGAGAUCCCAGGGGAACAUCUGCGUGUUUGUCCUCAGGGAAACACUUGCUGCACCCAAGAAAUGGAGGACAGAUUUGGUCAAGAGAGUAAGCAGGACUUUGAGAAUCUCCUCGACGAAACAAGUCAUUCUUUGAGGAGCACGUUUGUCUCCAGACAUAAAAGAUUUGAUGAAUUCUUCCUGGAGCUGCUGGAGAACACAGAGAGGUCCCUGAAUGAGAUGUUUGUGAGGACUUACGGCAAGCCUUACAUGCAGAACUCAGAGGUGUUUGAGAACCUGUUUGCUGAGCUGAAGCGCUAUUACACAGGAGGGAAUGUUAACCUGGAGGAAAUGCUGAAUGACUUUUGGUCGCGGUUGCUGGAGCGUAUGUUCAUGUUGCUCAAUUCCCAGUAUGUCAUCACUGAGGACUAUCUGGAGUGCAUCAGCAAGUACACAGACGAGCUCAAACCUUUUGGAGACGUGCCCAGGAAGCUCAAGGCUCAGAUUACCCGUGCAUUCAUCGCUGCACGGACAUUUGUCCAAGGGCUCUCUGUUGGCCGGGAAGUGGCCCAGAGGGUCUCUAAGGUAAGCAGCACUCCAGCUUGUAUACGAGGGCUGACGAAGAUGCUGUACUGCCCUUUUUGCCAGGGCAUGCCAGCAGUAAAACCUUGUAAGAAUUACUGCCUUAAUGUGAUGAAGGGGUGCCUGGCCAAUCAAGCUGAUCUGGAUCCAGAAUGGAACCAAUACAUUGAUGCCAUGCUGCUGGUAGCACAGAGGCUAGAAGGGCCUUUCAACAUUGAGUCUGUCAUGGAUCCCAUUGAUGUCAAGAUUUCCGAGGCCAUCAUGAAUAUGCAAGAUAACAGUGCCCAGGUCUCAUACAGGGUUUUUCAAGGUUGUGGUCAGCCCAAACCCGCAGGAAUCACGAGGUCUGCUCGCGGUGCUUCGGAUGUAUUCAACGCCCGUUUCAGACCUUACAGCCCGGAGGAGCGGCCUACCACUGCAGCUGGCACCAGCUUAGACAGACUGGCAGUCCUGUUUCCUACCACGAGAAAAUACCUGCUGAAACCCAAGACCUUUGGCAUAGAGCUUCAUAAUAUCAGUGAGACGGUGCUGUCAUCAGGAGAGAGACAGGAGACGUGGAGGGGGUUGAUGCUUUGUUGGGAUGUCCAUGCGGUCGACAUAAAGGAAAAGUUAAAGACGUCCAAGAAAUUUUGGUCCAACUUGCCCGAGGCAAUGUGCGUGGAGGAUAGAGUGACUGCGGGAAAUGCCAGCGAUGAAGAGUGUUGGAACGGGCACACCAAGGGCAGGUACUUUCCUGAAGUCCAAAAGGAUGGCCUUACUAACCAGGUGAACAACCCUGAGGUGGGUGUGGACAUCACACGUCCGGACACCAUCAUCCGUCAGCAGAUCAUGGCUCUUCGGGUGAUGACCAACAAGUUGAAAAAUGCCUAUAAUGGCAACGAUAUCUACUUUCAAGACUCGAGUGAUGAGGGCAGUGGCUCAGGCAGCGGCAGCGGGUGCACAGAGUGGAACAUUGUAGACAGCCUGCUCCUGCCCUCU